Messenger RNA from Cavia porcellus (domestic guinea pig), 1491 nucleotides. RefSeq names its product RRAD, Ras related glycolysis inhibitor and calcium channel regulator (gene Rrad). Gene Ontology annotation, biological process: negative regulation of high voltage-gated calcium channel activity. Lineage: Eukaryota; Metazoa; Chordata; Mammalia; Rodentia; Caviidae. The transcript has 5 exons. Gene Ontology annotation, cellular component: plasma membrane. Bases 191 to 1126 code for a protein of 311 amino acids. The record is from RefSeq and is a predicted model, not a curated record. Gene Ontology annotation, molecular function: GTP binding; GTPase activity; calcium channel regulator activity.
GAGCCGGGGACCCACAGCCCACCGAGGAAGCUGCAGAGAAGGAAGGUACCAGCUGCAGCGGCAGCGAAGGUCCGUCUGUGGGAACCCGGGUUCGCGAUUUGAUUGUAUCUGAACCUUCCGUGGGCUAUAUCAGAGUCCAGGUCCUGGUCCUGAAGGUGCCUGUGUGCGAGUGGACUGCACAUCAGACACGAUGACCCUGAACGGCGGUGGCGGCAGCGGGGCAGGCGGGAGCCGGGGCGCGGGCAAGGAGCGCGAGCGCCGUCGGGGCAGCACCCCUUGGGGCGCGGCGCCCCCAAUGCACCGCCGCAGCAUGCCGGUGGACGAUCGCGACCUGCAGGCGGCGCUGACUCCGGGCGCCCGGGCUGCAAGCGUGGCUGGCUCCAGCACGGUGACCCAGGGUCCAAGGCUGGACUGGGCAGAGGGCUCCUCCGACUCUCUCAGUUCGGGGGGCAGCAGCUCCGACGAAAGCGUAUACAAAGUGCUGCUUCUGGGGGCCGCUGGCGUGGGCAAGAGCGCCCUGGCGCGCAUCUUCGGUGGUGUAGAGGACGGCCCUGAAGCAGAGGCUGCAGGGCACACAUAUGAUCGCUCCAUCAUGGUGGACGGAGAAGAAGCAUCACUCAUGGUCUAUGACAUUUGGGAGCAGGAUGGAAGCCGAUGGUUGCCUGGUCACUGCAUGGCCAUGGGGGAUGCAUAUGUCAUCGUAUACUCAGUCACUGACAAGGCCAGCUUCGAGAAGGCUUCAGAACUUCGGGUCCAGCUGCGGCGGGCACGGCAGACAGAUGAUGUUCCCAUCAUCCUUGUGGGCAACAAGAGUGAUCUUGUGCGCUCCCGUGAAGUUUCUGUGGAUGAGGGCCGGGCCUGUGCUGUGGUCUUUGACUGCAAGUUCAUCGAGACAUCAGCGGCGUUACAACACAAUGUCCAAGCACUGUUUGAAGGUGUCGUGCGGCAGAUACGCCUGCGCAGGGACAGCAAAGAAGCCAAUGCCCGGCGGCAAGCUGGUACCCAGCGGCGAGAGAGCCUUGGCAAGAAGGCAAAGCGCUUCCUGGGCCGCAUUGUAGCACGCAACAGCCGCAAAAUGGCCUUUCGUGCCAAGUCCAAGUCCUGCCACGACCUCUCAGUUCUCUAAGACCUCUCCCUGUGGUAGGCAGAAGAAUGGAUGGGUUGGUGGGCUGGUCCAGCCAACCACCCUUGGUGCCUCAGGACUGGCUGAGCGUCUGCACCCCUUGGAGCUGCCCACUGGGCCUCCCUUUCCUAAAGGUCAUGGACAGAUAGUGAUGCAAAGUGAGGCAACUCUCAGUGGCCAGUGAGGGCUGGGCCCCCAGGGAUGCAUAUGCAGGCCCAUGUGCAUCCUAGCAGCAGCCAGGGCCUGUGCAUGGGGACUGCUUUUCUCUACACCCAGCUGUGCAUGCACUGGAGCCUGGAGGAAGGCUGUUCAGUGCUCUUGCUAUUUGUUUACAUACAGAUUUUUGUAAUAAAGACUAUUUCUUGACA